Messenger RNA from Klebsormidium nitens, 2472 nucleotides. Lineage: Eukaryota; Viridiplantae; Streptophyta; Klebsormidiophyceae; Klebsormidiales; Klebsormidiaceae. The record is from the annotation of a GenBank genome assembly.
AAACAAGGCAAAUAACGGAGCUGUUCAGCUCAAACUCAUCUGCUCUUCCCCGAAGCGCUGUCACUGAGCUAGGCGCCUCGUCCUUUCAAGAGGAGCCAGGGCAGGUGCAUGCAGGUGCAGAUUCCAAGGAUGGCCGAUCAAGGGGGUUACGCUUCUGCUGACGAACUGGAUGAAGAAUUGGAACGGGCGUUCGAAGCUCCCCCAAAGCAACCGCCAGCUUCUGAGCAGCCGCAAAAGGACAAGUCUUACGGAAGGGGCGUCACCUCCUUCCGUACGUCAGAUUCGAGCUUGGGCUCUCGCGGGGCACAAGAGUCUGGCUACCAAACAAGGCAGAAGCCGUUGCUACCAGAGCCUCCCUUAGCUGGUGUCAUCAACAGCUUGGAUAAUCCUCUGACUUUAGCGGGGAGGCUUUCCCAAAGCAAUGAGGCUGCAGACAAAGGCUUGGGGAUAGCAUUCGCAACUCCAGCCCAAGUAGCUGAGUCAGCGAGCACAUUCAACGGUGUUCCCAAAGCAUUGGGACUGAAUAUGGCUGGUGUAAUUCAUAGUCCUGUCAGUCGCCAGCUAGCCAAGCCGGCGGACACUUUUGGAACGGGCAGCUCUGGACUCUGGACUCAUGACACAACAUUGUCCAGCUUGUCUGAAGCCACCGCCCCCGCCAAAACUGAGAUCACUUUCCAGUUCCCUGACUGGGGGGUGAACUUCGGCAAGCGAGGGCUGGAUUCAACAACGGGCAGGGGAGCACUGCAAGAUGCGGAAAAGGAAAUUGAGGCCAAAUCACUUUGGCCAGGAGGGCGGGAUGCAAAGGAGGUGCCCGGUUGCCUUAUCUCGGAGUCGGAGAAGGGCAAGGGGAAAGGCAGUCUUGCGAAACGUGGUUCUUCUCAAAGCAAGGAGCGGCACCUGAGGCCAGAAGAAGACCCGUCCCUGCCCGCCCCAGUCUGUGUGUUCCACACUCUCCCUGAGGAAGUGCUCUUGAUCAUCUUCAAAAAACUAGACGCGGCCAAAGAUGUCUGCAGCUGCAUCUUAGUCUGCAACAGGUGGGAGGAGAUUCUAGGUGGGGAUGAAAUCUGGGCGGGGCUCUUAGCGCGACGAUUCCCAGGGCGGGAGUUUGCGCAGGGGGGGGCCAGGGCGGAGUACAAGAGGGGCGUGAUGUUAAUGAGCAUUGGGGAGCGCUUUCAGUUCCUGCAAAAGGGUUUUGAGUUUCUUGUUUCCGCCCUAGACGCAUGGUGGGAUUCUGCCACUCCGACCAACCCGGCUCUUCCUUACGACCAGCCCACCGUGCGGCGCAUUGUCGGCAAACUGACAGCCAGCAACUGGACACUUCUGUACGAGGGCUUUGCUGCCCUGUUCAUCGCACGAGCCGACAAGCUAGCAGUCGACCUGCUUGCUGUUCUUGCAUCCGCCCAAGCCCUCGCAACUCAUCCCCACCGAUCGCCGAUAUCCACAUCCGUCUUCUCGAGUCCGUCGAUUCUUGCCUCUCCCUUCAAAAGUCCCCUCAGAAGUCCACGGAACCCCACCACUCCUCAUAGCGCAACUGACGUCAGCCCCAGCACCGCUGACGUCACCAAACGAGUGGCAACAACACUGCGCCGAGCGAAAACCUCGAGAAACGCCGAAGAGGUGUCGGGAUCUUUCUCCGACGACCUUUUGGAGUCGGUCGGGCGGGGUAAGCGUCGCAGGGGCGGAUUCACUCCGACCGCCCGCUUUCCGACGAAUCAGGCGGUGCCACUUGGCGAGCUGGUGGCGCGGGCCGAGUCGGAGCCGGACGGUCUCGGCUGGGGCCGGGGUUUGAGGGGUUUGGCGGAGGGGGGAGUCGAUCCUGAUGACGUGGCAGAGGCGUUGGCAGGCGGGCGGGAGCUUUACGGUUUGAAUGGGGACGGGAUAGAAGGGAGUGAUGCAAUGGGCUGGUCAAUGGAACAAGAGAGUGCGUAUGGUGGAGGGAGUUCCUCGGGCUUCGGCGGGAAGGAGGCGCUUGAGUCGCGGCCGAAGGCGGGCCCCGCGGGCGCCGCCCUGUGGCGCGAGGUUUUGAGGGUUUGGCGGCGGCACCGCGCGUUCGUGCUGCUGGUGUCGGAGCAGUGCGAGAGGCUCAACACCGAGGUCCUGCGCGAGCGCGCGCGCGCGCAUGGUGUUGCGGCGACGCCCACGGUCUUCGACCAGGGGGCGCUCUGCUUCAGAGGCCAGAUCCUGCUGCGCCACCGGUUGCGGCGGCCCCUGCAAGCCGGCCUCGCCUGGCUGACGUUGCGUGCGCUCAGCGGAGACGCGACAGACGACGAGUACGAGCUGCUCAAGGAGAUACGCCACAUGCGCCAGGAGAUCGACAACGGUCGUGCAGUCUGGAACGUGGGCGGUCCCGGAGAGAGUCUCGCAAACCUGCGGGGCGUGGCGAGCCGCCAUCUGGAGUCGCUACAGCCACCGCUGCGGAAGCUGCAAGCGGUUGCGAUGGACUACGCGCCGCCGUGCUCGCGAGCAAGCUAA